AUAUCUCUCAAACAAACUCAAGGAAAAUAGAAAGAUAAGAAAAUGAGGCAGGCUAGAGGGUCCAGGUUCCACUGCAACAAAAAAAACUUGAUUCUCCAUCUUCACUUAGAUAUGGCUUGGGUACAUGAAAACCCGAACCUUGUUUCCCAUGGAUUUGGGCGGCAAGUUCGACUUGAACUUAGCUCUCACAACCCCACUGUUUCCGUGAGGCCGGCAUACUUUUCCCCAGAUACAUCUGUAGUGGGAGUCAUUCUUCUUUGUCUUAGCCUUGUAGACAUAGGCCAUCCUCUUUCCCAAGUACUAGCUCACUUCCUCCUUCGUGUUCACUCCCUCGAUCUGAAUCAAUGAGGUGUUCGGGUACAGGUUCGACUUCGAUCUCUUGUAGCCGAGGACAGUUCCCCUGACAUAGAGCCUGAUGCGCUCUCCUUGACGUCCCUUCACCAUUUUUCCCCUGGAAUGGAACCCUAGUUUCAGACGAAAGAGAAGACGGAAGAAUGGAACCCUAAUUUCAAAAGAUAUAUAUAUAUAUAUAUAUAUAAAGAAUGCUCUCUCUCUCUCUCUAGAUCUCUCUUAGGCUAGGGUUACGCCGACCGCCGCUAUGGCGGUCCGGCGACCAUCUUCCAUACAUGACCACCACUCUCCCUCAACCUCCCAAAAACCGCAGCUUCUACGACAUAGCUCUCAAAGGCGACUUCAAACCAGCGACAAAAUUCAACAAUUUGUGUGCUAUGUUUGUUCGCACAAUUGUGGGACGUUUCACCAAGGGCAGACCUUGCCUUAUUUCAAUCCGUAAGGCCUUUGAGCGAAUCGCUUUUGAAAAGAAUUUUACUGUAAGUUUUCUUGAUGAAACUCAUAUCUUAAUCAAUUUCGAAUCUGAGAACGAUUUUCUGAGAUGCUUGCUGCGAAAAUACUGGAAGAUUAAUGGUUUUGUUUUAAAAGUGUUUCGCUGGACUCAUGAUUUUGACCCUGCCAUUGAUUCCCCUCUAAUUCCGGUUUGGAUUAGUCUUGAAGGUCUUCCAAUUCAUCUCUUUGACUCUCUGGCUUUGUAUUCCAUUGCCAAUUUGAUUGGUAAACCUCUGAAAACAGAUGCUGCAACAGCAAGCCUGUCAAGGCCAUCUGUUGCUCGUAUUUGUGUCGAGGUUGAUACCAGCAAAGACCUGCCCAAUGGUGUCUGGAUCCAUCUUGGCCAACUUACAUUUCAUCAACCAAUCAUUUAUGAAGAUCUUCCUGAAUAUUGCCCCUCCUGUAAAUCUUUUGGACAUAAAAAUUGCAAAAAGGCCACAACCUCUAGAUGGGUGGUGAAGGACACAACAGGGAGUGGGAAUAUAGCACCUGCUGUAGCCGUCCCUCCGUUGUUGCUCCAAGCUAAUUUGCAGCUGGUGGAUAAGCAAGAUGAUGCUCUGAAUCAUGAUGGUCCAAAAGAGGAGGAGACCACUAUUAUGGAAACUUGCUCCUCUGCCCAGGCCGAAACACACUUGGUACAAUCUGUCCAGGUUGAAACACACUUGGAACAAUCUGUCCAGGUUGAAACACACUUGGUACAAUCUGUCCCAAAAUCUGAUGUCAAUGGGUUGGAACAAAUAUUAGUUCAUGCAGCCGAAACCACUGAAUCUGAAAACGAGGAACAAUCUGCUAUAGAUACAGUUACACAUAAGGCAAGUGUUGAAGCUUUGGCAACCACCAUUGAUAAUGGUAGGGAUGCUGAGGCUCCCGCGCCAACUGACAGUGCUGAAAACAAAGGUGUGUUGGUUGAGAUUGAACAACUCCAGGUUAUUGAGGAUGCUUUUCAGAACAACAAAAAUCCUCCUAACAACGACCCUAAUUUCGGGACUGAACAAAGCUCGAUGGGAAGAUCUUCCCAUCGAUGGGUAAGCGGUCCCUUAGCCAAACCAAUUUCCAGAACCAUGCCAAACAGCGAUGGGAAGUUCUACCCAUCGCUGUUCAAGCCUUGGUGCAAAAUUACCACAAGGCAGAACGACCUUGCCCAGCGAUGGGAAGCCUAUCCCAUCGAUGGGAACCCAGCGAUGGGAAGCUUGUUUCCCUUGGUUGUACGAAGGAAAGGUAUUUUCCUUCGGGUUGAAGUCUUGGAGUGUGGUAUCUCCGAGCAAGGUUAUGACUCAACUACUAUUGGACCAAUUCUUGAGUCUUUUGAGGUGGAUGGUGAACAUUAUGAAAUCAGGUCCUACGUUGAAGAAGCAGAGACAAGUAAUCAAAGGGAGGAGCCUAACUUCCAAGAUGUCCAGAGCAGACGCAGCAAAAAAGCGGGGAAGAGGGGAACUGCACCAAGGACGAUUAAAACCAGAAGCUACGAUCCAAACCUUGAAGUUGGAACGGUGAGCGAGAUCACUAGAUAUUGGCCUAGCCGCAAAUCAACUACAAUGGAGAAAAUCGUCAAUACCGAAAGUUACUCUGGGCCCUUUUGGUACGUUGGACCCGUCGGCCCAAUUGGGGCAGAUGGGAAAAGGCCAAAGAAAAUAAUGCCCAGAAACCUUGCUUUGGAUCAGCACCCGGGUUUUAUAAUUUGGGAAUGACCAUCUGUUUAUCUCUCGUUUCAUUUCUCAUUCAGUUUUCUUUUUCGUGCAUUUCUAGAGGGGCAUUGGCCUAGUCCUCCCCUCCCUGUACCUUUCUUUUACCUUU
Cuscuta campestris is the source of this 2637-nucleotide messenger RNA. Lineage: Eukaryota; Viridiplantae; Streptophyta; Magnoliopsida; Solanales; Convolvulaceae. The record is from the annotation of a GenBank genome assembly.